AUGAAACUCACUGUGAAGUGCUCGAUGGGUGCAGAGACCAACACCACGAAAGAGCUUGUGAUACACAAUCCCGCGGCGACGCUGAGCAACCUGCGCGCUGCCAUUGCCAUCAACUUCCGCCUACCAGUUCACGGUUUUCGCAUGGUUCACGACGCCGUGGAGCUUAGCUGUGAGAAGGUGCUGCUACGUGACAGCGGCAUCCGCGACGGCGACGUCAUCGUCGUGGACGGCAAGCGCGAGCGCGAGCGGGAGGGGGCGGGGGCGGCGACGGACAACGCGCUGGCGCCGAAGCGGGCGGUGGAGGUGCCGCUUGGCUGCCAGCAGCCGUCCGGGCCACGGCAGGCGGUCGCCGCCCCCACGCCUGCGACGACGACCUCCGCGACGCCCGCGUCUGCCGAGCCGACUGCCGUGGAGGGAAGUGGAGAGGCGGUUGGGACGCCGGCUGUUCAUGGCGAUGGCGCGGCGGCGGCGGCGGCGGAGGAAGAGGAGGAGGAGGAAGAUGAGGAAGAGGAAAACGGCCCGGCGGAGUUGCUGAGCCACCUCCUUGGAACGGUUCCAAAUUUAGUGGAAAUGCGGCGACAGUUCCUGACCAAUCCAGCUGAAAUUAUGCGUCAAAUCCAAGAGAGCGACCCGCGACUCUUGGAGCUCAUUACGGGCAACUACCAGGAGUUCCUCGACCUUGUGAACAACGAGGAGCUUGUGGCGACCCUGCAGCGGGAACAGGAGGAGACGCAUGCGGCGCUCUUUGACGAGGAGGAGGAACUUGACGAGGAGACGGAGGAGGCUGUUAACUCCCUUUUAGCGCAGUUCAUGGCGGGCGGCGACUUCUCGGAGGAGGCGGAAAACGGGACUUCUGAGACGCAGAACUACCUGGAGCGGCCACUGACGGAGGAGGAGGAGGCGAAGAUCGAGCAGUUGAUGCAGCUGGGCUUCACCAGGGACCAGUGCAAAGUGGCCUUCUUCAAGGCCAAGCGAAGCCUGGACCGUGCGGCAAACCUGCUCUUUGAGGAUCCUCCACAGUUGUAG
Molecule: messenger RNA, 1026 nt
Organism: Trypanosoma conorhini
Lineage: Eukaryota; Euglenozoa; Kinetoplastea; Trypanosomatida; Trypanosomatidae
Exons: 1
Coding region: 1-1026 (341 amino acids)
Biological process (GO): proteasome-mediated ubiquitin-dependent protein catabolic process; nucleotide-excision repair
Molecular function (GO): protein binding; damaged DNA binding
Source: RefSeq, a predicted model, not a curated record